Messenger RNA from Pelobates cultripes (western spadefoot toad), 408 nucleotides. The record is from the annotation of a GenBank genome assembly. NCBI's taxonomy places the organism in Eukaryota, Metazoa, Chordata, Amphibia, Anura, Pelobatidae.
AUGACAGAUCGCUCAAGCCUCACCCUCCAUGAAUUUUGGAGAGAGCAUUUUGACAUUGUGAGCUGUCUGCAGAUUAUCACCAUUGCAUGGGCCGGGGUCAGCCAGACAAACCUAAAUUCUGCUUGGCGCAACCUGUGGCCAGACUGUGUUGUGAAACCUGCCUCCAGUGCUUCUGCACCAGAGUCAACAGUGUUGGAGGAAAUUGUUUCCUUGGGGAGGACCAUGGGCCUGGAGGUGACUGAGGAGGAUGUGUACGAGCUGGUGGAGGAACACGACCGUGACCUAACCACUGAGGAGCUGGUGGAAUUGCAGAAGGAGGCGAUGGAGGAGCAGACCGAGGGGGAGGAGGAAAUGAGUGAGGAACAGCUCUCUUCCACGGAACUCAAGGAGGCAUGCCAAAUGUGGUAA